Messenger RNA from Tinamus guttatus (white-throated tinamou), 895 nucleotides. NCBI's taxonomy places the organism in Eukaryota, Metazoa, Chordata, Aves, Tinamiformes, Tinamidae. The record is from RefSeq and is a predicted model, not a curated record.
GCACCCCGCUGGGCUGCUACAAGAAGCUGAUCGAGUACUACCGCAACGGGGACCUCUCCUUCCGAUACGUGAAAACUUUCAACAUGGACGAGUACGUGGGUCUCCCAAGGGAUCACCCAGAAAGUUAUCAUUCCUUCAUGUGGCAUAACUUCUUCAAACAUAUUGACAUCUCACCCGAAAAUACUCAUAUUUUGGAUGGAAACGCAGCUGACUUACAGGCUGAAUGUGAUGCAUUUGAGGAUAAAAUCAAAGCAGCUGGUGGAAUUGAACUCUUUGUUGGAGGUAUUGGCCCUGAUGGCCACAUCGCCUUCAAUGAGCCUGGAUCGAGUUUGGUGUCAAGAACGAGAGUGAAGACCUUGGCUAUGGACACGAUACUGGCUAAUGCCAGGUUCUUCGAUGGCGACCUCUCCAAAGUCCCCACCAUGGCUUUGACCGUCGGAGUAGGCACAGUCAUGGAUGCAAGAGAGGUGAUGAUUCUUAUCACAGGAGCACAUAAGGCCUUUGCAUUGUACAAAGCCAUUGAGGAAGGUGUCAACCACAUGUGGACAGUCUCCGCUUUCCAGCAGCACCCCAACACUGUGUUUGUGUGCGAUGAGGAUGCAACGCUGGAACUCAAAGUUAAGACAGUGAAAUACUUCAAAGGUUUAAUGAUGGUUCACAACAAGCUUGUGGAACCCUUGUACAGCAUGAAGGAAACAGGAGCAGAAAGAAGCCAAUCCAAGAAGCCUUACAGCGAUUAAUCUUGUGCUGUUCAUUAUGCUAAGCCACCUCUUCUGUGGAAAACCAGCUGUGAAGAAAGGUGUUUGCUGCAUAAACUCAUCUUACCUGUUCUUUAAUUGGGAAAGUGAUGAUAUUCUUGCUUCUUUCCAUUAAAAAGAGAUGCCAAACAUCUACC